Toxoplasma gondii ME49 is the source of this 752-nucleotide messenger RNA. RefSeq lists its product as hypothetical. The record is from RefSeq and is a predicted model, not a curated record. Lineage: Eukaryota; Apicomplexa; Conoidasida; Eucoccidiorida; Sarcocystidae. Bases 302 to 700 code for a protein of 132 amino acids. The transcript has a single exon.
CGGAAACGCGCGCUGUCUGCCUCAGACUCUUUCCUCCAGACACGUCGAGCGAGGGCGCACACCCGCGUCGAUGCUCGCCUGGCGACGCUGAGAAGAGAACGAGGAAAACCGAGACGGUUCUGUCGAGAAAAACUGUGCGGAGAGAGAAGAGGAAGUCUCGGAAGGCGAACUCAAAAUGCUGCUCCCUUCCUUCUCCCGUUUCUGAAACCUUUCUUCUCGCCUGUGCACCAAGACAGCAGGAAAAAAGCAACUCGCGCGCCGAGGGAGGCAGAAGACCUGAGGCGGAACAGCUCCGCGAAAAAUGCACCUCAAACGAGGAAAUUUCUCCUCGACGGCAAAGGGCAAUCUGCUGAGGCGACGCGCUUCACAUCCUCUCUCUCGCUGUGUACGUACACCGCACUGCCGUCCUCGACGACCUCGGAUGGUUUCCCGCCUCGUUUCUGCCGGCUUCUGCUGCUCUUCGAGUCUCUUUUUUCUCUCUUCUCUGCCCGAUUUUCUUCUUCUCUCUUCCUUGAUCUUCUGCCUUCUUCUUCUCCUCCUCCACCGUUUCGACUUGCUGUCUUCCAGGCUCCUGCGUAACAAGCGAAGGUCGAGGAGACGAAGCUCUCGACUUCUUCCUCGACAGAAAUCCUGCGGCACAGGCAGUCUCUGCACAACCUCUCCUUUUUGCCUGUCUGCAGUGGCGGUGAAACAGAGGUGACAGAGAUUGGAAGAACUCGCCCACGGUCUUGAAGCUGCUGUCGUCGUCUCCC